AUUUCCCUGGCUCUCUCUCUCUCUUCGACGAUAACACGGGGAUUUCUGUUCAUUGCUAGCGCCGUCGUCUUCUCGCCAUCUUCUCGCCGCUGUCUGCUCGCCGAUUUUGAGCCUAGACUGGUAUUCUGGGAUUGAAAGUAUUAAAUGCAUCGGACGUGUAGACCUUACACUUGAUGGAUUUGCGGAUAUGGUUCUAUUACCAAGUGCUGGUAGAACGGAGAAUGGUACCAUGUCUCUAGUUGUAUUGACAAGUCCUGGAAAACUGCAUAUCUAUGACAAUAAUUGCUUGUCUGCCUUAAUUUCUCAAAAAGAGAAAAAGGCUUCUGCAGUUGCAUUGCAGUAUCAUAUGAUCAUACCCACUGUUGAACCAUACAUGAUUGUGGCGAAGCUUGGAUUGGUUUCUAGAGAUGGGAAGUUCUCAAAGGUUCUGUCUGAGGCUGCCUCAGCUGCAAAACUUUAUGCAGCACACACUCCAGAUAUGGGAGGUACAAAGUGGCCUCUAACUGGUGGUGUUCCCAAUCAGCUUCUUGACUCUGAAGAUUAUCACAUUGAGAGAUUAUACAUAGCAGGUUACAAAGAUGGAUCUAUUCGAGUAUGGGAUGCCACAUAUCCAGUCUUGUCACUUAUUUAUCUUUUAGGAGCUGAGGUGAAUGGCAUCAAUAUUGCUGGUACAAGUGCAUCAAUAUCAGCAUUGGAUUUCUGCUCUGAAACUUCAAGUCUUGCCAUUGGCAAUGAAUAUGGUCUGGUUCUCCUUUACAAACUAAUGCGUAGUUUAGAUGAUACGAUUUUGCACUUCGUGACAGAAACUGAAAAUGAAGGUUUGGCUUACUGUACACAGCUCUGUCUUUGUAUCCCUUUCAAUUGUCAGGUAGGAUAAGUUCUUCAUUUAAUAGUUUGCUUGAAAUUAACUAUACAAAAAGGGAGCAAGCAAAGGUGUCGAUUUGAAGGCUAGGAUGAGAAAUAGAAAAUUAACUUUUUUAUAAAUAGUAAAAGAUUUUUUAAAAACCUCAAAAGUACACAGGAUGUAUGGGACUUUUGGGGCCUUAAAGGCCUAGAGUCUAGAUAGAGAGCUUAAGAGUGAAAACGGUUGACCUAGCCAACCCAAGUCGUUAAGGAUUUCCAGGGUUGAGUGGUGGGAAUGUCAAAGGACUCACCGUCGCGUCUUUCCAAGGUUGUGUGUAAGAUGUGUGAUUUGAGCACAACACAAUUAUCAGUCUAGUUAAUCCAUAUUAAGGUUGCAUAUCAAACUGACAAUCUUCUUUCCUGGUGGCCUAAACUCAACCUCUAGCUGAGACCUAUGAAAGUUUAACUCCCAACUGCUUCCUUUACAAAUUAUGAUUUAAAUAUGAUUAGAAAAUCUGCAUGCAUAGUUGGUAUAGAAAACAUGUACGAGAAAAAUCAACAACAUUGUUGAAUACUUAUACUUUGAUUUAUUGCAUUUUGCAUUCUAUCUGGUUGGUUAUGCAUGCUAGCUAGCUUGUGUUUGAUGACAUCUCUAAAA
Messenger RNA from Carya illinoinensis, 1501 nucleotides. RefSeq lists its product as uncharacterized. Bases 188 to 877 code for a protein of 229 amino acids. Gene Ontology annotation, molecular function: myosin II binding; GTPase activator activity; syntaxin binding. The transcript has 5 exons. NCBI's taxonomy places the organism in Eukaryota, Viridiplantae, Streptophyta, Magnoliopsida, Fagales, Juglandaceae. Gene Ontology annotation, cellular component: cytoplasm; plasma membrane. Gene Ontology annotation, biological process: regulation of exocytosis. The record is from RefSeq and is a predicted model, not a curated record.